UUGAUUUGUUUUGUAAACUACCGGAAAUUGAAUGAAUUUGUUAAUUCGUUCUUGUAAUUUUUGGUAUCGCGAAUAAGUCGAGAAAGAGAUAUUGGUGCAGAACAGAUCCCUCGUCAGGCCAGUGAGAAAUUACCUUUAACUUACCUAUUUUUAUGUACAUGUGUGUGUGAAUUAUCUGUGCGAUUUAAAACAUGUUCAACGACUGAAAAAGAAGAAAGAGAUUCUGAAUUAUGAUCAGGGCGAGCACUGCCCUAGGGCGAAAAGUUUCUCUCCCUCUACACUCCGUGACCUUGGAUAAAAUCCAGCAUCAUGUUUUACAGCCUUGUCGGCUUCAUGUUAGCUCACAAAACCUCAGACGAAACAGAAGUAGAGUCUUGGUGUCAUUCAAGUCUGCUACAAAAAUUCCAGACUUAGAGACAUCAGCAAAAUUAUCACCUCAGCAAGUAACGUCUAUUCUGGAGCUAGAACAGAGGAGAUUCGACAUUCAGGAGGGUGCCGUGAAAAGUGUGGAUAUCAACAGGUUAGCUGCUAACGAUCCCAUUGAAGACAGGGAUGGAUAUGCUAAGCUCAGUCCAUUAAAAUUUUUGUUUGGUGUUUAUGACGGACACGGUGGUUAUGGGUGUGCUAGUGCUGUUAGUGAACGUAUAUUCCACUACAUUGCUAUUUCCUUAGCUUCCUAUGACAUUCUAGAAGAUUUAAUAUCUGGAAAUCGAGGUAUAAACAAAUUGGUACACUGGUAUCAAAAAGAUCUCUACUCUGAGCAUCCCCAUCGUUUGUAUCAAAGAGCAGUUUUGAGAUAUGCACGAGAAGCUCUUGCAGCUUAUGAGCCUACCAGCGUAGAGCAGCAUCUUAAAGAUGCUUUUCUGAGACUAGACCAUGAUAUAAUUCAGGAGGCUAUUCCAAGUGAACAGAAUAAGGAAUUCAACACAGAUUCUCUUCUAUCAGCUAUGGCUGGCUCGUGUGCAACAGUUUCAUACAUAGACGACACAGAUCUGUAUGUUGCCAAUGUGGGUGACUGUCGUGCUGUGCUAGGGGUGAAUGUUCAAGAAUCUGAAUAUGCUGCUGUCCCACUUUCAAAUGCUCACAAUGCCCAGAAUGCAUCUGAAAUUCGCAGAAUUUUAGAUCAACACAAGAAUGAAUCAACUCACAUCAUAAAAAACAAUCGUCUUUUUGGUGAACUUGCUCCACUACGGGCUUUUGGUGAUAUUCGAUAUAAAUUGUCAUUUACUGAGGCAAAAGAAAUUGAGAGAUAUUUGAAUUCUCCCUCAGCUGAAGUUGGGGGAUAUUAUGGAGGUAAAGUUGUUCCCCAAAAUUACAAAACUCCACCAUAUCUUAUAGCAGAUCCCGAGGUGAUCCAUUACAAACUCACCCCAAAAGACAAAUUUCUUGUAAUUGCCUCUGAUGGACUUUUUGACAUGUUAUCCCCAGAAAAAGUGGUCAAACUUGUGGCAGGUCAUAUUGAUGGAAAACAGAUAUUGAUUGAUCCUCAGAUAGAUACAAGUAUGAAUCUGAAAGCAAUGAAUCAAUAUCUGAUGGAAAGGAAAACUAAGUUGGCUAAUAGAAGUAUUGAUGACAAUGCCGCUACUCAUCUUAUUCGCAAUGCUUUAGGUCCAGAGCACAGACAAAUCUCCUACUUCCUCUCAUUACCUGACCAUGUGUGUCGAACUCAAAGAGACGACAUGACUGUGGCCGUUAUUUUUUUUGACAGUGACUAUGUAAGAAAUAAAGCAUCUCUGAGAACUUGAAAUUGUCAAUCAGUGUAGAUGUUUUAAUUAGGUCUCUGAAUUUUUAAACUCUUUAGUGCUACACAACCUCUAGCUUGGGAAUGUGAAUAGUGCAUUUAUGUAGUUGUACAUAUAACAUGCAUAAUAAUGGUUAAUUGUUAUCUUUGAUGUUUUUGCUACAAUUUUUUACAUUGUUUUUUUUAUUCAGUUGUUCAUGGACUGUUGAAGUUCAACUGUUUCUUAAAAUCUCGGUUUCGCGUGAAGGAAUGUAUGAAAAUAGGGCGGGAAAUGCAAAUUAUAAUACAUGUAUCAACAAUUUCAAUUUCAACCUGGUGUGUGUUAAAUAAAAUCUAUGCAUCAGUUCGAAUAAAAUUUUAUAAAAUGGAAAAAAA
This is a messenger RNA of Saccostrea echinata, 2116 nucleotides long. RefSeq names its product pyruvate dehydrogenase [acetyl-transferring]-phosphatase 1, mitochondrial-like. Gene Ontology annotation, biological process: protein dephosphorylation. Gene Ontology annotation, molecular function: cation binding; protein serine/threonine phosphatase activity. NCBI's taxonomy places the organism in Eukaryota, Metazoa, Mollusca, Bivalvia, Ostreida, Ostreidae. The record is from RefSeq and is a predicted model, not a curated record. The coding region runs from base 231 to 1745 and encodes 504 amino acids. The transcript has a single exon.